This is a messenger RNA of Ostrinia furnacalis (Asian corn borer), 823 nucleotides long. RefSeq lists its product as uncharacterized. Lineage: Eukaryota; Metazoa; Arthropoda; Insecta; Lepidoptera; Crambidae. The transcript is spliced from 2 exons. The record is from RefSeq and is a predicted model, not a curated record. The coding region runs from base 81 to 449 and encodes 122 amino acids.
GCCGAAAAAAAAACUUUUACUGACAAUCGCCGUCACAACUGUCAAAUCAGCCACCGCGAAUCCACGAUGGAGUAGCUGUAAUGAAUCGCGACUUCGUCUUCAACCACGACCAGGACCGACCGAGCGUGUGGUCGAGGGCUGGGACCACCCUGCAUAGGUGGAUGUGGGGGGCACUGUGCUGUGGGGUCCCGGGGGUCCCCUGCUACUUCUGCAACUGCUGCGAGAGGCUGGACGAUGCUAAUGCUGAUCGGGACAGGCCUAGGGUCAAUCAAGCUACAGCGACUGCCGAGCGCAUAUCCCGGCCGCACAGACCUCACGCUCCCAGGGGAAGAAAGUCAACUCCUGAGAUGCUGUCAGCCGUCCGCUGCGCCCUCAGCCAGCUCCAAGGAGAGCCAGCACCGCCCCUCCCUCAUGCCGCCUCGGUGGGGCCCACGCCUGAACCCGGGUGAGGGGAAAAAAGGUCACGUAACUGUGGAUGCGACACCAGAAACGUUUUAGUAGACAUAGGAUUAACCCGCGCAAUCUUAUUUGUCCUAGCUAGCCAUUUCCCAUUAUUCGGGGUCGGCAUUCCUAGUUCUGUCGCACCAGGACAGUCUUCAAAGUAACCAAAAUAUUUUAAGCUUUGUUUCCCUGUCUUAGGGGUAAAAACUUAGAAAAGCUUUGGAGCUUUUCUCACACUUAUGACAUAUAUUUUAAUUGGCGUCUCUACAAAAGACUUCAACGAAUCAGUCCUUUGAAAUAAUUUUGAAUUAAAGUUAUUAUUACCAAAUAUUUUUAACUAAUCAUGUUAUGUUAGAAAAAUAUAGCGUGGAAUAACAUUUGU